Messenger RNA from Hyaloperonospora brassicae, 1206 nucleotides. The record is from the annotation of a GenBank genome assembly. Lineage: Eukaryota; Oomycota; Peronosporomycetes; Peronosporales; Peronosporaceae.
AUGAAAUUCUGCUCGUCUACCUUCGCUCUGCCUGCCUUCGCCUUGUUCGCCGCUGCGGUCGACGGAAACGAUGUGACCCACGACGUCGCGUGUGAGAUGUCUCCGUUGCCUGUGGGCAACCACCCGGACCAACUGGCACCAGGAGGAAAGAACGGCAUGGUGCAGCCACUGCCUUCGGGCCAGCAAAGUGGCGUGGGAGCGCAAGGGGACGGCGUCUGCACGUUGACCGGCCUCUACGUCAAUGGAACGGACGUGUCGCACUGCAAGACUAUCAUCGUCGACUCGCUGCAAGUUCCUCCGGGCGUGACGCUCGACUUGACUAACGUCACGGACGGCGCCCAUAUCGAGUUCCACGGCACGUCGACCUUUGGUCCAAAGAGUUGGGAGGGCCCGCUCGUCAGGCUUACGGGGAAAAAUCUCACCGUCACGGGCCCGGGCACGCUGGAUGGUCAGGGCGCAUGGUACUGGCCGCAUGGAAAGAAUUUCACCCGCCCGGCGUUUUUCCGCCUGAACCGAGUUGCGAACACGGUGGUGUCGGGCUUCACCAUCGUCAACACGCCUACGCGUACCUUCAGUGUACUCGCCACGAACUACACGACGAUUUCCGAUAUCACGAUCGAUUCGCGGGCUGGCAACGGCCUCGCGAAGGAGACGGACGGGUUUGUCCUGAGCAGGAACAACCACCUGACCAUCACCAGGAACAUCGUGUACAAUCACGGUGAUUGCCUCGGCAUGCAGUCGAGCGCCAACACGGUGUUCAGUCACAACGUUUGCAACGGUGGUCGCGGCAUCUCCAUCGGCUCGAUCGGCGGUGCGUCGCAAAACUUCAGCACUACUGUGGAUGGCCUGCUAGUCGAGCACAAUACGAUCGAGAACAGCGCCAACGGUCUUCGCAUCAAAGCCCUUGUUGACCUCAAAGGUCUGGUCACGAACGUCAUGUACGUAAACAACACACUCGUGAACGUCGGGAACGCCAUCGCCAUUCGCGCGGACUUUGACAGAUCUCUAGGCGGCUACUCGGAUCAUCCCACCAGUCUCGUGGCGAUCACCAAUAUCCUGAUCGACGGUCUCUACGGUUCGGCCGAAACCCUGUACGACAUCUUGGCUAACCCGGAUUUCAUCUCGGGCUUGGAGCUCACCAACAUCAAUGUCCACGCCACCAACGUUGGCAACUGUACGGGCGCACCGAGCAAUGUGCAGUGCUAA